Messenger RNA from Callorhinus ursinus (northern fur seal), 3740 nucleotides. RefSeq names its product probable phospholipid-transporting ATPase IIA. Gene Ontology annotation, biological process: retrograde vesicle-mediated transport, Golgi to endoplasmic reticulum; phospholipid translocation; endocytosis. Lineage: Eukaryota; Metazoa; Chordata; Mammalia; Carnivora; Otariidae. The record is from RefSeq and is a predicted model, not a curated record. Gene Ontology annotation, cellular component: plasma membrane; endosome; trans-Golgi network. Gene Ontology annotation, molecular function: ATP binding; ATP hydrolysis activity; ATPase-coupled intramembrane lipid carrier activity.
CAAGGCGGGCGGCGCGGGCGACAUGACGGACAACAUUCCGCUGCAGCCGGUGCGCCAAAAGAAGCGGAUGGACAGCAGGCCCCGCGCCGGGUGCUGUGAGUGGGUGCGAUGCUGCAGUGGAGGGGAGCCCAGGCCCCGCACUGUGUGGUUGGGGCAUCCCGAGAAGAGGGACCAGAGGUACCCUUGGAAUGUCAUCAACAACCAGAAGUACAACUUCUUCACCUUUCUUCCUGGGGUGCUGUUUAACCAGUUCAAAUACUUUUUCAACCUCUAUUUCUUACUUCUUGCCUGCUCUCAGUUUGUUCCUGAGAUGAGACUUGGUGCCCUCUAUACCUACUGGGUCCCCCUGGGCUUUGUGCUGGCCGUCACUGUCAUCAGAGAGGCUGUGGAGGAGAUCCGAUGCUAUGUGCGGGACAGGGAAGUCAACUGCCAGGUCUACAGCCGGCUCACGACGAGAGGGACAGUGAAGGUGAAGAGCUCCAACAUCCAGGUUGGAGAUCUUAUCAUCGUUGAAAAGAACCAGCGGGUCCCUGCUGACAUGAUCUUCCUGAGGACAUCAGAAAAAAACGGGUCUUGCUUCCUGCGGACGGAUCAGCUGGACGGCGAGACAGACUGGAAGCUGCGGCUCCCUGUGGCCUGCACGCAGAGGCUCCCCACUGCGGCCGAUCUCCUUCAGAUUCGAUCAUACGUCUAUGCAGAAGAGCCAAAUAUCGACAUUCACAACUUUGUGGGAACUUUUACCAGAGAAGACAGCGACCCUCCGAUCAGCGAGAGCUUGAGCAUAGAGAACACGCUCUGGGCUGGUACUGUCAUUGCGUCGGGUACUGUCGUGGGUGUUGUUCUUUACACGGGCAGAGAACUCCGGAGUGUCAUGAACACUUCAAAUCCUCGAAGUAAGAUUGGCCUGUUUGACCUGGAAGUGAACUGCCUUACCAAGAUCCUCUUUGGUGCUUUGGUGGUGGUGUCGCUGGUCAUGGUCGCCCUUCAGCACUUUGCUGGGCGUUGGUACCUCCAGAUCAUCCGCUUCCUCCUCUUGUUUUCCAACAUCAUUCCCAUCAGCCUGCGUGUGAACCUCGACAUGGGCAAGAUUGUGUACAGCUGGGUGAUUCGGAGGGACUCGAAAAUCCCUGGGACUGUGGUUCGUUCCAGCACCAUCCCUGAGCAGCUGGGAAGGAUUUCUUACUUACUCACGGACAAGACAGGAACUCUUACCCAGAAUGAGAUGGUUUUCAAACGGCUCCAUCUGGGCACUGUGGCCUAUGGCCUGGACUCAAUGGAUGAAGUACAGAGCCACAUAUUUAGUAUUUAUACCCAGCAAUCCCAGGAUCCACCUGCUCAGAAGGGCCCCACGCUCACCACCAAAGUCCGGCGGACCAUGAGCAGCCGUGUGCACGAGGCCGUGAAGGCCAUUGCGCUCUGCCACAAUGUGACUCCUGUGUACGAGUCCAAUGGUGUGACCGACCAGGCUGAGGCCGAGAAGCAGUACGAAGACUCCUGCCGCGUGUACCAGGCCUCCAGCCCAGAUGAGGUGGCCCUGGUACAGUGGACCGAAAGCGUGGGCUUAACCCUGGUGGGCCGAGACCAGUCUUCCAUGCAGCUGAGGACCCCUGGCGACCAGAUCCUGAACUUCACCAUCUUACAGAUAUUCCCUUUCACCUAUGAAAGCAAGCGCAUGGGCAUCAUCGUGAGGGAUGAAUCAACGGGAGAGAUUACGUUUUACAUGAAGGGAGCGGAUGUUGUCAUGGCUGGCAUCGUGCAGUACAAUGACUGGCUGGAGGAGGAGUGUGGAAACAUGGCCCGAGAAGGUCUGCGGGUGCUCGUGGUGGCGAAGAAGUCUCUCGCAGAGGAGCAGUAUCAAGACUUUGAAGCCCGCUAUGUCCAGGCCAAGCUGAGUGUGCACGACCGCUCACUCAAAGUGGCCACCGUGAUCGAGAGCCUGGAGAUGGAGAUGGAGCUGCUGUGUCUGACGGGGGUGGAGGACCAGCUGCAGGCGGACGUGAGGCCCACCCUGGAGACGCUGAGGAAUGCUGGCAUUAAGGUCUGGAUGCUGACGGGGGACAAGCUGGAGACAGCUACGUGCACAGCGAAGAACGCACAUCUGGUGACCAGAAACCAGGACAUCCACGUUUUCCGGCUGGUGACCAACCGCAGUGAGGCCCAUCUCGAGCUGAACGCUUUCCGCAGGAAGCAUGACUGUGCCCUGGUCAUCUCUGGAGACUCCUUGGAGGUUUGCCUCAAGUACUAUGAGUAUGAGUUCAUGGAGCUGGCCUGCCAGUGCCCAGCUGUGGUCUGCUGCCGCUGCACCCCCACCCAGAAGGCCCAGAUCGUGCGCCUGCUCCAGGAACGCACCGGGAAGCUCACCUGCGCAGUGGGUGAUGGAGGCAAUGAUGUCAGCAUGAUUCAGGAAUCUGACUGCGGCGUGGGGGUCGAGGGGAAGGAAGGCAAACAGGCUUCCCUGGCUGCAGACUUCUCCAUCACGCAGUUCCAGCACCUCGGCCGGUUGCUCAUGGUGCACGGCCGGAACAGCUACAAGCGCUCAGCCGCCCUCAGCCAGUUCGUGAUCCACCGGAGCCUCUGCAUCAGCACCAUGCAGGCUGUCUUUUCCUCCGUGUUUUACUUUGCCUCCGUUCCUCUCUAUCAAGGAUUCCUCAUCAUUGGGUAAGGAAAUCUAGGCAGGGUAUUAAUUUUUUAUGAAACCUCCCUAAAAUGCCACAGAUGAGAGAAGAAACAUGGUGUCUAGACUGUUUGGUCCCCAAGUUGUCCGCGAUGCAGUUCAGAACCUUCUCGAAUUUUCAUUAGCUUUUUUGAACUGGCCAGCCUGUAACCAGAUUGAGGAAGUAGAGUCCAAUAUGUUUGUGGUUCAUAGCACUUGGCCGUCUGUACCUGGAGAUGGAAAAAUGUUUGCCCAUGAGAGUCUGAGCUGAUCGGUGAUUGGCAACCAAAGCAAGAUUGAAGGUUCAGACUCAGUGACUUCAUUGGGGUCUUAGAAAAAGUGAAAGGGGAGCCCUGGAAAGUACCCUCCCUGCUGUGGACCCCGGUAGAACGUUGUGCCGCUGGGUCUGUAAGGCGGGGCCAGAGCCUUGCUCUCUUGGGGGAUGCGCCUAACGGACCUUCAUUGCUGUGUGCCACUGACCUAUUAGACUAGGGUGUCACUUGGACAUUUGCUGCCUUCAAACCCAGCCCCAUUCCUGACUUGGAAUUCAUGACGUUCCUUUUGAUCCUUCAGAGAAUGUGCUCAGUCUGUGAAUUGCCCAGGUAGGUGGAGUUUGGUUACCACACACCCUAGACGGAGACGCAUGUAGGGUGCACUCCUGGUCGUGAAGAGGUGGGAAGCAUAGAAAGGCCGGCUGACCCCGGGGGAGAGUCUUACGAAGGAUGCCUGCCUUCUUUUUAUGUUGGCCCAUUCGGUCUGAGAGUCAGCAGUGGAAUUCUGCUUGCUUCUAAUUGGACAAGUGGACUGUCUUUUAUCAGGUCCCAGAAGAACGAAAGAACAUGCCAGAGUGUAGGCAGGGGCUCCCUGUGGCCUUCCAUGACUGGACCCCUUGUCCCUCUCUGUUCCCGUUUCCUUCUCUCUGCCCCUCACUCACUCAGCUCCAGCUGCAGUGGCUGCCUUGCUGUUCUUCAACCAAGUCGCACUCUCGCCUCAGGGCCUUUGCACGCGAUGCUCUCGCUGCCUGGGAUGUUCUUCCCUCCAUUUGGGCAUGACUGCCUCUCACCUUCUGUGGGUGUUCACUCAAACA